Messenger RNA from Aspergillus melleus, 402 nucleotides. Its product is annotated as glutathione S- transferase, nitrogen catabolite repression regulator. The transcript is spliced from 3 exons. The coding region runs from base 1 to 402 and encodes 133 amino acids. The record is from RefSeq and is a predicted model, not a curated record. NCBI's taxonomy places the organism in Eukaryota, Fungi, Ascomycota, Eurotiomycetes, Eurotiales, Aspergillaceae.
AUGCGGUCGGUCUACUGUAUAGACCUCGGCGAUCGCUGCACCGACGGCAAGACCUAUCUCAAAAGGGGUCUGGAGAACCCCAAGUAUCUGGAAGUCACUCCGGUUACCUUCAAAGUGUUUCUUCAAACUCACAAGAUGGAAGACCAUGCCGAUGCUUACCAAAACGCUGACUCUGCCGGGAAUCCGACGGCCUUUGUCUCGUGGCAGAGUACCGCCCGGAACAUGUUGUCCGUUGUGGGCUAUAAUGAGAACGACUUUCCCCGUCUGCCUGGCUGGUUGGCGAGAAUGAACUCGCGGCCAGUAGGCAGUGACGUCAUUGUCAAGCAAGACAAAAUAAUGGCGGAGCAGUUGAAAGCCGUGACUGCAGCUCUGAGAUUUGAAAGGCCCCUCAUGGACACUUGA